CUCUUAAAUUUCCAAGCGAAGUUUCCAGUUGCAGGUGCAGCAGACUUUGUCCGUGCUCUUUUCCCUUCUCUUUUUCCCAUUUGGACCGGACAAGCGAGCUCCACCAUGUCUGGUACCCAAAGUAGCUGUAGCAAAACCAAAGCCGAGCAAAGUAGCCAGGCACCGGAACCAGGCAAUAGUCCCUGAAACUAAUUAAACCCACGUAAGCAUCCCAUCACUGGCCCUCCCUCCCCUCCUCUCUCUCUCUCACCCCGCCCACAAAGAAAUUCCACGCCCUCCAGGCCGUCUGACGAUUCGCCUCCUAGGUUUUCCCAUUCCUCCCAUCCUCACCUCCGCAUGCUCCGGUGUCCAGAUCCCCUCACUCUCAGAAGUCAAUACUCCUCAAAGUCCCCUUCUUUAUUCACCCUCUCCAUCUCCAAAAUCCCACCUCAUGCUAACCAUGGGAUGACAUGAAACAACCCAUUCCCAUCCAUCCCUCUCCCCAUCCUUCCUCUCCAGAAAGAAAAAUUCAAUAGAAAAAAAAAAAGGAAGAAAAACAAUAUCUAUCUAAAUCCAUACUGUUGGAGAAUGGAUCACUCGAAGAAUCACAGUCAACAUCUGGGCGUUAACAAGCUGGGCAAGAACAUCCGCAAGAGCCCCCUCCACCAGCCCAGCUUCGCCGCGAACGCAAAGCCGCAAUAUCCGCAGCAGCAGGCGCCGCCCGCUCCGCAGCCCCAGGUGUACAACAUCAGCAAGAAAGACUUCCGCAGCAUCGUCCAGCAGCUCACUGGCACCCCCUCCCGCGACCCCCCCGCCGGUAGCAACCCCGCUCCCCUCCAAAAUCCCAAUAACCCCGCCUUCUUCCCUCGGCCAUUCCCCUCCGCCAGCGGCGCCGGCCCCGCCUGGGCCGACUCCCCGGUCACCGCCUACAUGCGCUACCUCGAGAGCUCCGACACACCCCGGCAGCCCCAGCCCCAGCCUCCUCCCUUCCCAUCCCCUGGCCUCCUCCCUUCCCCGCCCUUCCCCGCCUUCCCAUCCCCGAGAGCCAACGCCCCGCCGCCCCUGCUGCCGUCGCCGGGGUCGCAGUUCGUAGCGCCGUCGCCGACCGCUUUCCUGAACAUGCUGUCGCCCAAGUCGCCCUACCCGCUGCUGUCCCCCGGGUUCCAGUACCCUCCACUGCUGACCCCCAACUUCGCGUUCUCGCCCAUGGGCCAGGCGGGGAUAUUGGGGCCCGGGCCGCAGCCACCGCCAUCUCCAGGGCUCUUUUUCCCGCAGUCGCCCUCGGGGUUCCUCCCCAUCCUGAGCCCGAGAUGGAGGGACAUGUAGCAGUUGACAGACUUCUCUCCUCCCUCUGUUACGAUAGCAAGACUUCCUUCCUGUAUCCAAUUGUGGAUGGUGUAACAAUACAAGUGUCUUAUGCUUUGACUAAUAUCCCAAGAAAAAUUAUGAAACAAAGAUAGAAGGUAACUAUUUGUUUACGAAAGCAGGUGUUCAUUUCUCUCUCUCUCUCUGGAGUAGUAGGUGGCCUUCUGGGUGUUCAGUUCCAUGGAGGUACAGCGGGAAUCGAGGUAGGUGCCGUGCUGUAUACGUUUAGUUCCUUUUAAUUUCUGAAGUCUGUCGCUAAAUGCUUGUAUGUAACUCUGUUCCUGGAUAUAUUGAUUUCAUUCACUUGAAGACCAUAAAUGUUGUAAUGUGAUUUUCACUUGUCUAUCCUUUCCAUAAUGUCUGGGAUCAGGUUAUUUAUGGUCG
Molecule: messenger RNA, 1728 nt
Organism: Elaeis guineensis (African oil palm)
Lineage: Eukaryota; Viridiplantae; Streptophyta; Magnoliopsida; Arecales; Arecaceae
Source: RefSeq, a predicted model, not a curated record